AUGGCUCUGAGUCUUGUGUGCAAGGAUUGCAAUGCUCAGCUUAGGAGCGUGGCUGAAGCAACUCAACAUAAUGAGGCAACCGGCCACGCCAAUUUUGAGGAGUCAACUGAAUCUGUGCUCAACCUUGUUUGCUCGACGUGUGGAAAGCCUUGCCGCAGCACAACAGAGCAGGAGUUGCACACAAAGCGAACAGGCCACACCACGUUCCAGGACAAGACUGAUGAAGCUGUCCCCAUGGACACUGAGACUCAGAUGAAAGAAGCUGCCGCCGCAUUGAAGGAAGAGGAACAAGGUGGCUCAAAGGCAGAAGCACCUGCAAGCUCUGGCGAGGAUGAUGUGUUGGUGGAGCCCACUGUGAAUGCAGACCUGCUGCAGCAACUGCAGGACAUGGGCUUCCCAAAGAACAGAUCUGUGCGCGCUCUGCACUCAACUGGAACGGACAACAUUGAGCAGGCUGUCAGCUGGAUAGUGGAACAUGAGGAGGACGCUGACCUGGACACGCCACUGCUCAUCCCACAGAAGGACAACAAAGAGGACAAGCCCAAGCUGAGCCCCGAGGAAGCGAAAAAGCAAGCCGAGGAAGUCCUUCGCAAAGCGAGAGAAAAGCGCGAGAGGGAGGACCGCGAGCUGGAGAAGGUGCGUGAGGCGGAGGCGCGGCGCGCGACCAAGGAGCUGAUGGCGGCGCAGCGGCAGGAGGAGGAGCUGCGGCUGAAGCGCAACAUUGAGGACCGCGCGCGCGAAAAGGCCGAGGAGGCCCGAGCGCGCGAAAAGAUCCGUGUCAAGCUCGAGGAGGAUCGUCGGGAGCGGCGGCGCAAGCUGGGCCUGCCAGAGGAGCUGAGUGAGGAGGAGAAGGCGGCGGAGGCGGCCAAGAAGGCAGAGGCCGCUAAGGCCAAGGUGUCGCGCGCGCUCCCCGUCAAGCCCAUCGCCCUCAUCACCCAGCUGCGCGACGUCCUGGUGGGCAUGAAAAAGGCGUAUGCGAAUGAGGACGAACGGGUAAAGGCCUGCUGGGCCACCCUCCUCAAGUACUGCGGCAACAUCGUCAGGGACCCAAACGAGGAGAAGUUCCGCAAGAUCCGGCUGAGCAACGCGGCGUUCCAGACGCGCGUGGGCAGCGUGGAGGGGUCUCUGCGAUUCCUGGAGCUGCUGGGAUUCGACAAGGAUGCCGGCGGGGAGUUUAUUGUGAUGCCGCGAGACAAAGUCAGCGUGGAAACCCUCAAUGCCGCCGGCGGGGAGCUCAACAACGCCCUCACCAACCCCUUCUUCGGGGCGCUGUGACAUAAUUUGAUGGCGCCCACCUGAGGCUUCAGCUGCCGAGAUCUUGCCCUCUAUAGUGCGGCUUUAUGCCGAGGUCUCGCCGGCGGCACUAUACAUGAUUCUUUAUAAGUCUGCUUCAGUUUGCCAUACUACAGUGGCAAAGGCAAGCCAGACUGUAGUGCAGCAAGUACAACCUGGACAAGUCAUCUGAGAAGAUGUCCGCAUUUCUCAUUCUCUAAUCCAGACAAAGUGCAAUGUGGCGUUUGACUUCUCAUGAGGGGAUGUAACAGUGGAGUUGCAG
This is a messenger RNA of Coccomyxa subellipsoidea C-169, 1555 nucleotides long. RefSeq lists its product as hypothetical. The transcript is spliced from 10 exons. The record is from RefSeq and is a predicted model, not a curated record. Bases 1 to 1275 code for a protein of 424 amino acids. Lineage: Eukaryota; Viridiplantae; Chlorophyta; Trebouxiophyceae; Coccomyxaceae. Gene Ontology annotation, molecular function: protein binding.